Aspergillus luchuensis is the source of this 1026-nucleotide messenger RNA. RefSeq lists its product as uncharacterized. The transcript has 6 exons. Lineage: Eukaryota; Fungi; Ascomycota; Eurotiomycetes; Eurotiales; Aspergillaceae. Bases 1 to 1026 code for a protein of 341 amino acids. The record is from RefSeq and is a predicted model, not a curated record.
AUGUCACAUACAUACGCAAACCCCGCUGCAAUCAUUACGAUUUCUAUUCUCUUUCCUAUCUUGGGCACAUUAACGGUGAUUCUGCACUUCUAUACCAGAAGAAAGACGAAAUCUGUGUUGUGGAUUGACGACUGGUUGACACUGCCUGCACUGGGAUUGGAAUAUGUACUCGCCACCCUGAUGCUCUGGGGAGCAACAACAGGAUCCUUAGGAAGUCUUCUUCCUCAGCCCGAUGACCCACGUCCAGAUGCUUACAUCUUCUCAAACUCUGAUCAACAAAUCAGGCUUCUACAGAUCCAAUACGUCGCUGACAUAGUGACAGUCUGGGCAUUUGGUUUUGCAAAACUCAGCAUUCUCUAUUUCUACCGCAGCAUCUUCUGCAGUAGACGGACCAUUCGCACUGCCUUCCACUCUGUGACCAUGUGCAUGAUAGUGCUAGUCUCAGUUUGGACUGUAGUCUUUGGCAUUGGUACAAUCUUCAUCUGCGGUGCCCAUCCCGUGAACGCCUGGGGAACUGUUGCAGUCGUUACAUCCGAAUGUAGUCUACAGGUCCCGAUUGUUGAGGGAUAUGCCAUUUCUGACUUUAUCAUGGAUGUGAUUAUAUGGCUACUCCCCCUGCCGCGGAUAUGGAUGUUAAACAUUUCUGUUCGCCAGAGGAUGGCACUUGGGCUAAUAUUCCUCGUUGGUCUCUUGGCAAUCGCAGCUUCUGCAACACGAAUGGCUAUCUACAUCGCACAUCUCAUCAAUCCCUUCGCUCAAUCAGAUGGAGAAACACUCGUCACAUACCUCCUGUUCUGGACCAUGAUCGAAUGCGGUCUCGGUGUCAUCGUUAUCUGCCUCCCUUCCUUACGGCCAAUGUACAGAAAACGCGCGUUAAACUCUCUCGUCAACAGUUUUAAGAAAUACCUGUACCGAAAUCCCCAGUCUACGGCAUCGAGCGCUAUUCAAAUCGAUAGCCUAGACGGCUCGGCAAAUUCUAACUCGUCUAAUGUGAACCUUGUCAGACCAUGGCAUUCCGGGCCAUAG